GCGGCAUCCUCCUGCCUUGCCCUCCAGAACCUUACAUCAGUGAAACCCGGUGGAUUCGAUGGACUCCGAAAUGAUGGAGACGGAGACUCCCAUCGCCACCGCCACAGCAGCGCCGGUUAAUCCUUCCGGCGAUAUCCGAGAGCUCUUCGCAUUGGCCCGACAGCUCAUCAAUCAAGGCAAACCUUCCCAGGCCCUUCAAGUGGUGAUGGCAGCUGCCCGAAACCAAGGUGGAGACCAAGCAAUGUUCCAGUCACUGAGUCGUGCUCGUGAACUCUACAGAACCAGGCUACAAGAGAGCAGCAACUCCAUCGAUCAGCUGGCUACUCUGUUCGCGGAGUGUGCAAUUGCAGGAACCGAGUCUUCCCAAUCCGCCAAUGACCAUCCGAUGCAGCACAACCGAUGUAGCGAAUCCGGUGGCAUUGGACAGGAUGUUCAUGAGAACUCCAUACUUGCGGAAACCGGAAGAAAUCAGAUAGUCCUGGAUGCAUUUGCUGAUGGGAGCAGCUUCAUCUGCUUACAAUGUGGUGGUCUUGUUAGUGUGAAUCGCAGAGACGAGCACUUAACCUACUGGUGUGGCAACUGAUGAUAUAUACGAUCUCUGGCUUUUUCCUACUUCCCAGGAAUGAACCUUUACAAAGGGGCAAAGUUACAAUGACCUCUCUUCCUCUAUUACUGAAUCUGAUGCAUUACAUUGGCAUGUUGACUGCCUCUGCUUGAGAUUUCGGAGGCCCCUGAGCUGCCUUAAGAAUGGAGUGUAUAGAAUAGCAGGAAUGUGUCAACUUGUAUGCUAGUUGCAGCCCUUCUUGAGCAGCUGCUGGAACGCAGAAUUUGGGCUUGGAGUCCGUGUGUUUGUGUAUACCAUAGGCUACCUUCCAGGUACUUAAGUGCUUCAAAUUUUGCCAGUUCCUUUGGUUCUCUCUUUCCACUGAAGAUCCCUUCCCUAGGAUUUCUGUACAAAUAAGGACUUGAAGAGAUUUGUAGAGGUCCUGAAUUCCUCAUAAUAAUCUAUCGAAAAGAAUAUAUGGGUCAUGGCGUGUAUUCAGAUAAAAGUUUGGUUGUAAUUGG
Linum tenue is the source of this 1065-nucleotide messenger RNA. The record is from the annotation of a GenBank genome assembly. NCBI's taxonomy places the organism in Eukaryota, Viridiplantae, Streptophyta, Magnoliopsida, Malpighiales, Linaceae.